Messenger RNA from Perognathus longimembris pacificus (Pacific pocket mouse), 852 nucleotides. It is a transcript of the gene Ermn, whose product is annotated as ermin. The transcript is spliced from 3 exons. Gene Ontology annotation, biological process: morphogenesis of a branching structure; regulation of cell projection organization; regulation of cell shape. Gene Ontology annotation, molecular function: actin filament binding. The coding region runs from base 1 to 852 and encodes 283 amino acids. The record is from RefSeq and is a predicted model, not a curated record. NCBI's taxonomy places the organism in Eukaryota, Metazoa, Chordata, Mammalia, Rodentia, Heteromyidae. Gene Ontology annotation, cellular component: extracellular exosome; neuronal cell body; filopodium.
AUGACAGAGGUUUCAGGGACCUUGAAGGAGGCAAAAUGUAAUGGGAAUAGAAUCCCCGAACAUGGUCAACAAAUCGCCAGUAAAAUCAAUGAGGAAAUGACUGAUGUGGAUAAGACCCCACCAUUCUACAGGGGGGAUUCCAGUUCUGAAGAUUUAUGCACAGAAGGAAAUCAGGAACAAAGUGGAAAAUCACCAGGGCACACAUUGACAAGUUGGUGCAUGGAUGAGAAGAUUGUAAAAGAAAACCCAGAGGAGAAUCUCUUCAUUGUUCAUAAAGCCAUCACUGAUCUUUCUCUCCAAGAAACAAGUGCUGAGGAAAUGACAUUCAGAGAAGGUCAACCAUGGGAGAAGAUUCCUCUCAUCAGCAGUACCCAGGAAAGAAGCCGCCUGAGGGAAAGUAUUGCUGAACAACCUCUUGAAGAGGUAGAUGAGGAUCAGGAAAACAAAGCUCCUCAGGCAACAGAAAUUGAAUGGCUGGGAUUUCGGAAACCUAACCAAGUUGACAUAUUGCAAUCUAAACACUAUGAAGAGCAAGAGGUAUGGAAUGCAGAAACUCAUGAUGAUGAGGUGGAGGAUUGCAAUGAUGAUGAAGAUGAAGUUCGAGUAAUAGAGUUUAAGAAAAAACAUGAGGAAGGCUCUCAAAUGAAGGAGGAGGGUGACAUGAGUGAGGACUCCCCACUGAGCAGCCCCAGUUCCCAACCUGCCACACCUGAUGAGCAGCCAAUGCUAGCAAAGAAAGGCGAUAUCUCCAGAAAUGCUUACUCUAGAUACAACACAAUAUCCUAUCGCAAAAUCAGGAAAGGGAAUACCAAACAAAGAAUUGAUGAAUUUGAGUCUAUGAUGCAUUUAUAA